UUAGCUCUUUUUCUUUACGAUAUUCAUCUUCUUUCUUCUCCGCUCUGUUCCAGUGUUUCUCACUUCUCAGAUUCUCUCUGCUCCAAGAAACCAUAAAAGCCCGAACCUCUCUCUCAUGGCUUCCAUAACCAAACCAAGAACCAACAUGAAGAACUCCAUCAUAGCAAUCAACCCCUCUUUCCCAUUCCUCCAUUUCCUCCCACAUUCACCUCUCACCGCCCUCCUCUUCUCUCCUCGAAAGAGCCAGAAGAGCCUCCACCUCUGUACCAACUUCUCCACCACCCUCCUCCUCUUCUCACUCUCUCUUCUCUUCUCCUUCACAUUCUUGCUCGGAAUCUUCCUCCUUGGAUUCCUCCGCUCAUACCAAAACUCCCCUCUUCCUUGUUCUGUUUUUUCCUCGCCUGAAUUCUUCUCAACCUCGCUCUCGUCGAGGUCCACAUCUGUUUCCGACAAUGACGAAGGAGUGCCUAGGCUUUCAUACAGUACCAUGGUGCCAUUACCGGCUCACGGCCUCUCCGGUAACCUCUCGGAGCCAGAGCGGGAGUUUUGGCAGCAGCCCGAUGGAGAAGGGUACCGGCCUUGCCUGGACUUCAGUAUUGGGUAUCGAAAGGCCUCCGCCGAAAUCUCUAAGGAGAGGAAGAGGUACCUUAUGGUGGUGGCUUCAGGUGGACUGAACCAGCAGAGGAACCAGAUUGUUGAUGCUGUUGUUUUUGCUAGGAUUCUUGAGGCUGCUUUGGUUCUUCCCAUUUUGCAGGUCAAUCUGAUUUGGGGAGAUGAGAGUGAAUUUUCGGAUAUAUUUGAUGUUGAACAUUUCAAGAAGACUUUACAAGCUGAUGUUCGAGUAGUAUCGACGGUUCCCUCUUCACAUUUAAUGUUAAGACAGCCUAUUCACUCCAAGAUUCCUCGCGACAUCACUCCAAAAUGGAUUCAUUCAAGAUUCUUUAAUCAACUGAAUAAAGAUGGACUUCUCAUACUUAAAGGGUUAGAUUCUAAGCUUACCAAGAAUCUUCCCUCUGAUUUACAGAAGCUUAAAUGUAAGGUAGCGUUUCAUGCACUAAGAUUCGCAGCACCAAUAAGACAGCUCGGAGAACAAUUGGCUAAGAGAAUGUGGAUAGAGGGUCCGUACAUUGCUCUACAUCUCCGGCUAGAGAAAGAUGUUUGGGUCAGAACCGGUUGCCAGACCGGUCUAGGACCCGAAUUCGACGACGUCGUAGCCAAGAUCCGUGAAUCCGAGCCCGAGUUCCUAACCGGGAGCCUAAACAUGAGCCAUGCACAGCGAAAACUCGCCGGUCUAUGCCCUCUCAACGCCUUCGAAAUGGCUAGGUUUUUGAAGGCACUGGGCGCACCGAAGAGUACUCGGAUAUACAACGCCGGAGGAGAGCCGUUCGGCGGCGGUAGGGCUCUGCAUCCACUCAUUGCGGAGUAUCCGAAUCUGGUGACGAAGGAGAUGUUGGCACGCGAAGGAGAGCUCUCCCGCUUUGUCAACAAGUCCUCUGCUUUGGCUGCUAUAGACUACAUCGUGUGUCUUAGUAGCGACGUGUUUGUGCCUUCGCACGGUGGAAACAUGGGGCGAGCCUUGCAGGGUCACCGCGCCUACGUCGGCCACAGGAAGUUCAUUAAGCCUAACAAGCGAGCCAUGUUGCCUUUCUUUGAAGACCCCACCAUUUCCGAGGCGGAGUUCGGCAGCGUGGUGAGGGAGCUUCACCGUAAGUCCUUAGGUCAGCCCGAGCCGAGGAAUUACAGGAGAGAUCGCGAUGUCAUUGCUUACCCUGUUCCUGAGUGCUUGUGUCAAAAACCAUAGUGUUGCCCAAAACCAAAUAUUUUCUAGGAAAGUUACACUAUGAAAAUCGUUUGAUGGUGUUAUUCUUUUGCAUUUUAGCUUAAUGCUUUUACUAUAAUAAGUAGUACUUCACUUUGGUUAACAUGUUUUCUACUCCGUUAGUAAUGGCUAUUAAUUUUUUUUAGUCUUCUUUUUUCGUUAUAUGAAUGAAAGGUCAGUCAAUACUCAAUCGGCAUUUGGAAAUGGUACUUUUUAUUUUAAUGUUAAUU
Molecule: messenger RNA, 2049 nt
Organism: Humulus lupulus (European hop)
Lineage: Eukaryota; Viridiplantae; Streptophyta; Magnoliopsida; Rosales; Cannabaceae
Product: O-fucosyltransferase 37
Exons: 4
Coding region: 116-1801 (561 amino acids)
Cellular component (GO): cytoplasm
Source: RefSeq, a predicted model, not a curated record